Messenger RNA from Scomber japonicus (chub mackerel), 2354 nucleotides. It is a transcript of the gene mad1l1, whose product is annotated as mitotic arrest deficient 1 like 1. The transcript has 18 exons. Gene Ontology annotation, cellular component: kinetochore; nuclear envelope; mitotic spindle. Bases 102 to 2276 code for a protein of 724 amino acids. Lineage: Eukaryota; Metazoa; Chordata; Actinopteri; Scombriformes; Scombridae. The record is from RefSeq and is a predicted model, not a curated record. Gene Ontology annotation, biological process: attachment of mitotic spindle microtubules to kinetochore; mitotic spindle assembly checkpoint signaling.
CUAACAUGCUAACAGGCUAACAGGCUAGCAGAGCAAAGAUAACUUAUCUACAACUAACCAGCUCAUCUUCAUAAACAAGCCAGCUUUGAGAGACCCUUAAAAUGGAUUUAGAAGACGACACCACCGUGUUAACAACCCUGAAGUCCUUCAAUUCCUUCAUCAACCGCCCUGAACAUCCACAGCGGCUGUUAGAGCCCCCAGCAGGCAGUGGAAACCUGCAGACUCAGUUCAAACGCAGCAUGGAGUUGUUGGACGCAGCAGAGAGGGUUCAGUCUAAGAAUCGCUAUCUUCAGUUGGACCAGGAGAAGAAGCAGAUGGAGAUGAGUCACAAGCGAGCUCGUUUUGAACUAGAGAAAGCUGCUUCUGAUAGCGCACGAGACUUGGAGCACGAGGUGGACCGGAACCAGGAACUCUUGGGGCGAAUUAAAAAGUUGGAGGACAGAGAGACGGAGGCCGCUAAGAACCUUACAGAGCAGGUGGAGGCAAAUCGUGCCCUUCGUAAGAACCAGGACGGUCUCCUCAAGAAAAUGGAGGAGCGAGACCUGAAACUGAACACUGCAAACCAGACUAUCAGUUGUUUGAAGGAUGAGAUCAGAGACCUGAAGCAGAAGAUUCAGAACCAAGACUCAACCAUUUCUACUCAAACCCUUGAAAACCAGGAAUUACAGGAACAGUUGGAUUUGCAACGCAGGAAGCACCAGGAAGUGUCUCAGCUUUGCCAGAGUCUCCAAUCUGCUCAGUCCUCCUCCUCAGAGCACAUAAUCAAGAUUAAGGAGUUAGAAAGGCGUCUUGCCAUCCAAGAGCAAGAUAUCUCCAUAGUGAAGAUUGUGAAGUCAGAGGUGGCUCGGGUUCCAGAUCUGGAAAAGGAGUUAAAGCGCCUCAGAGAGGACAACGCCUUUCUCAGGGAGAGCAGAGAGAAUUGCAGCCUGUUGAAAGAAGAGGUGGAGGGCCUUAGGAGGAAGCUGGAGAGGAUGGAGAAAACCAAAGAAGAGAUGGUCAAUAUAGAACUGGAGAAGGAGAGAUUGGCAGAAAAGCUCCAAGCCUGGGAGAACCUGGGACAAUCUACUGGACUCAACAUAAGGAAACCAGAGGAUCUGUCCAGGGAGGUGAUUCAGAUCCAGCAGAGAGAAAUUGCACUGAAAGAACAGAACUACACACUCAACAGCUGCGUGAGGAGCGUGGAGCGUUCGCAGUCGGAGCUCCGCGCAGAGCUGACCCAACAGCGCAACAAGACUCUGGAGGAGCAGAAGAAGAGGGAGAUGCAGGACUCGCUCGUCCGUCGGCUACAGAAGAGAGUCCUUUUAUUAACCAAGGAGCGCGAUGGUAUGCGGGCCAUCCUGGAGUCCUACGACAGUGAACUGGCGCCCAAUGAAUACGCGCCUCAACUCAACAGACGGCUCAGAGAGGCAGAGGACAUACUGCUGAAGACGCAGAACCACAACGUAGAGAUGGAGGCUCAGCUAACCAAAGCUCAGGAAGAGACGGGGGCUCUGAAGCUGCAGCUGCAAACAGUGGAGCUGGAGCUGGAGUCUGUGAAGAAGCAGCAGCAGCAGGCCACUAUUGCUGGCAGCAACUCUUCAGUAACCAAAGAAGAGGUCAGCAUUCUCAGACAGAAAAUUGAAGAUUUGGAGGCGGAGCGGCAGCGUUUGGAGGAGCAGAACAACAUUCUGGAGAUGAGACUGGAGAGACACAACCUACAGGGAGACUACGAUCCCGUCAAAACCCGAGUUCUCCACUUCAAAAUGAACCCCACCACAGUUGCCAAGCAACAGCGGCAGCAGGAAGAGGAGGCUCUCAGAGAGGAAGUGACCCGUCUCAGGGAACUUGUGCGCUCAUUGCAGGACGGAGGUGCCUUGGUCCAUUCACAAGAUGAGGCCAGCCUGCAUUCUUCCAGCCUCAGCCUCAGUUUGCCACCGUCGAAGGAGGUGCUGGAUCUACGUAAGCAAAUGGAGAGUGCUGAGCUGAGGAACCAGAGACUGAAGGAGGUCUUUCAAAGGAAAAUCCAGGAGUUUCGUACAGUCUGCUACGUCCUGACCGGCUACCAGAUGGAUAUCACCACUGAGAACCAAUACAGGCUCAGCUCAGUCUAUGCAGAGCACAUGGACGACUCCUUGCUCUUCAAAAAGGGCUCCAACGGCAGCAUGCAGCUCAUGGAAACAGAGUUCUCCAAAACUCUCGGACAGAUGGUGGCACUUCAUCUGCACCACCAGAAGAGCAUCCCGGCAUUCCUCUCCGCCGUGACCCUCGACCUCUUCAGCCGACAAACCACUAUAUAAAAUAACAGGACUGUAAAAUUCAAAACUUCAAAAUGAGAUUGCUUUUGUUUUUAAUUUCUCUAUAUUUUUCCUUUUUGC